This is a messenger RNA of Heterobilharzia americana, 5143 nucleotides long. The record is from the annotation of a GenBank genome assembly. Lineage: Eukaryota; Metazoa; Platyhelminthes; Trematoda; Strigeidida; Schistosomatidae.
CUACGGUGUAUGAGGUGGUGGUAAUAUGAAUGUUAAACGUGUUUCAUGCACUUAAUGAAGUUUGAUGGAUAUAUUGACUUUCAUGCUUGUUUGUUCGCUGCUUUGUACAAAUCAAGUAUUUUCAACUGUUUGUACUGAUCAGCCAUUGAGGUUCGGUAAAGAUUGUUCCUAUAUAUGUCACUGUUUGGAAGACGUUUGUGACUCAACGACUACUGGCGUGGGAUGUAAAUCUGGAUCAUGCAGCCCUGGUUUUCUUGGGUUUCCAGCAUGUCAAGAUGUUUGCUCACCUGGUAAUUAUGGUUUAAACUGCUCACUAAGUUGCAAUUGUGAGCCAAAAAACCUUUGUAAUCAUAUAAAUGGUGUGUGUACAAAUGGAAAUAAGUGCAACAAGUAUUUUUAUGGAGCGGCAUGUACUAAUGUGCGAACAAGAAUGCUUUUUCCACCUACGGUUUAUAGCGAUUGUGAAUAUCUUCAUAUCACAUGGCCAAUUUUUAAUGAAACAUAUUACGUCGGGUCAUCACACAUUACCGAAUACACAAUUUCGUUCAGAACUGCUUCAUCAAACUUCACUGUUUACCGAACAAUCAAAACAGUGCCACCCGAACCCCGCAAUUACGACAUCACUUUUUCUCAUGACAAUCUGUCUACUGCCUUUGUUUUUGUUGUUCGGGCAGAUUUUAUGGCUUCUAUAACAACUGAAGAAUUAGUCAUUGAGGGUUUUCCCAGCCCUGAAUCGUCCCCAUUGGGAAUCAAAUGCCAUGCUGUACCGAAUGUAUCCAUUGUUCCGAAUAAGAACUCUGUUAGCGUAUUCUGGAAUAAACAUGACAACUAUGCCAUCACCAAAGUGUAUAUGUAUGCUACACUAACUGCAAUUGGCGAUUGCCUCAGUCUACCACAAUCAGACUACGUGAAUUACACUAAGAUAGUGAGUAUUAAUGACAAACAGGCUGUGUUGCAAUUAGAUUACUGGCGGUAUUAUUCUGUUACGGUCUAUGGUUUAACAUCCCACAACAUCUCCACCAAUCCCUCAACCACUACUAUUAUGACGCAGUUUGAGAGUCCACGAGGUUCACCUUUAAAUUUACGUCAAUUAUCUCAAUCAAAUCAGUCUGUUAAUGUGACUUGGGAUCUUCCUUUAUGCACUGAACGAGGUGGACCGCUGGAGAAGUAUGUUAUCAAUAUCUCAUCAUUGGCAUCAGUUGUAUCACCAAGUGUGUUAAGCGAUUCACAAAAUGCCCCACCUAUCCAAAUUGUUGGUCUUGUGCCUCAAGUUUUAUACACAUUACAGGUGGCUUAUAAAAAUCCGGUGGGGAUUGGGCCUUCAGCUCAAAUAGUCAUAUUUCUCAACAGAUCAGUCUCAAAUCAACCAAUUUCAGUUCGAGUACAAUACUGUGGUCUCAAUUCAUGUCGUUUAACGUGGAUGUCUCCUAUAGAAGGUUAUGAGUGGAGUGCUUUGCUUGAAUAUCGUCUUUCAUAUUGGAAACAGUUAACGCCAAGUUUAAUAAAUAAUGUCACGGUUCCAUCAAGUGUUCAAGAGUGUUUAUUGACAGGGUUGGAAAGUGGGACUGCAUAUUAUGCAAAGGUUCAAAGUGUAUUUACUUAUGGUACUGGGAUCUCAGACACAAUAUCAUUUCGUACAUUAACUCAAUUCAAUAUUCGUUUGGUGAAUCGUUCAUAUUCAGAGAUGAAAAUUGAAUGGUACUUCAGUUCAACUUCUUAUAUGUUUAUUAUAUCUAUAGAACUACUGGGAACACUUCUUCCGUCUACUCCAUCAUUUUCAAAGCGAAUAAUCAAUCAAAUGGGUGGUGGAAUUCGUCAGUAUACAUUUUCAGAUUUACCUGCUAGUUCUAAGUUUCGGAUUGUUAUAGAUGCCGUUGGGGAGAAUAAUACAUCAGUUGGUUCAUCGUUUAUGAAUGUAUGGACAAGUCCAGCUCCUUUUCAAAAUUCCAAAAACUUAAGAUUUGGACCGAUAAUUCCAAUAUUCAAUGGAUCAUCUCUGGUGAAUAUAAAAUUUCCAACGGUUACUGGUUAUGAAGGUGGUCCACUUAAUGGGUUUUACAUAGUUGUUGAGAAGAGUUCAAAUGUUAGUCGUAUACGACGUUCAGUUUUGGAUCGUUCACAACUUGGAUUACCAACAAAUGCUAAUAUUGUUUAUUACUCCAAUACCUUUCCAUCUGAAAGUAUUCCUAUUGGAUCUGGCAGUGUUAUAGAUGGUUCUAAGCUAUAUGACAAUCUAUCUUCCAUACCAGGUUAUAGUAAUCCACGUUUAGAAUCGAAUGUUAGCUAUACCGUUUAUGCAAUUGUUCAAAGUCAAGUGGAUGGUACCAGUGAAACUGCACGUGCUGCGUCUAUAUCAUUUUUAACUGGUGAAGAUAUACACGUUACGGGUACAUCUAGUCAACUAUCAGAAUCUAAUGUAAUUGGGAUAAUUUUGGGCAUUUUAUUGGCUCUUAUUAUUUUGGGAUUGAUAGCAUUCAUUAUCUACUAUUUUUGUCGUAAAAGAUAUCAGUCUGGUCAGUAUAUAUUCGAAAAAUAUCCAAGACAUACAAAAUUGACUGCUAAAGAGAAAUCUUAUUUGUUACCGUAUUCAUAUGCAUGGUGGAGUAUACCAGGAGAUUUACGUGAACCUCGCUAUCUGAUUAUUGAUCCAGAACAUGGACCUGCGCAUACAUUAGUUGGAACAUGGCCUAUGAGUGAAAUAUUAAUUACAUUUUCACGUGAAUAUUCAAGCAUUCCAGUGGGUGCAAAAUUUUCACAAUCAGUUGGUAAUUUGAAGAGUAAUCUAUCAAAAAAUCGUAGUCAAACAAUCUUACCAUACAAUCAUAAUCGUGUUUCAUUGAAUCGACCUGUUGGUUCUUCAGAAACUGAUUAUAUCAAUGCAAGUUUUAUUGAUGGUUACAUGCGAAGACGUGCGUAUAUUGCUGCACAGAGCCCAUUUGAUAUGAUUACAUCACAGGACUUUUGGUUGAUGAUAUUUCAACGUAACAUUGCACAAAUUGUAAUGUUAACCAACCUUGUUGAAGAUUCCACACUAAAAUGUUGUCAGUAUUGGCCUGAAAUGCCUAAUCGACAUGAUAAUGGUCACCCAGAGGUGAAGGCUACAGUUCAAAACUUUGGUAAUAUAACAGUGGAAAUAGUUGAUCGUAUUGAUUAUGCACAUUUUACUGUAAGAUAUUUCAAUGUAACUGAAGCAUCAUCGAAUAUUAGUCAACGUGUUAUGCAAUAUCAAUUUCAUAGUUGGAUUACACCUGAUCGUAAAACUUCAGUUAGCUUAAAUAACGAUAACCAACAUACCUUGGAAAAUGGUCGGAGAAAUCAAUUAUUACCAGAUUGUGGUGAUGAUUUAUCACAAGAUUCACAAGGUGUUUUUUGUCGUACAUCAGUCAUUGGAACGAUAUUCGAUCGAUUGAAUUUUAUUGAAUUUUAUUAUCGUGUUAAAACGGCUAGUCGUCCCGAAGAUGGUCCAGUUCUUGUACACUGUGCCACAGGUUUAUCCCGUACCGGACUCUAUAUAGCUUUUGACUCAUUACUUCAACAAGCAACUCAUGAACAUGUUGUCAAUGUUCCUAAAUUUUGUUCAUCAUUAUGUAAGGCAAGAGCGAAUAUGCUACAUUCGAUGCGUCAGUUCACUUUACUAUACGAUUUACUGUUUGAAGCCCUACUAGCUGGUCAUUGUAUUGUAGAUUUAGAUGUGUAUAGUACUUAUCGAAUGUUAUGCCAUAAAAAUGAAAAGACGAAUCGGUCAUACCUAUGGGAACAAUGGUCUGUAUUACAUUUGUACACACCAGUCUGUGAUCCAGGUACAGACUUAAGGGUUGCUGUAAAUUCUUCAAAUUUACGCAGAAAUCGUUAUCCUAAAGACUUUGAUCUACUUCCACGCGAUCAUUGGCGUGUACGUCUACGGUGGACGCCCACAAGUGGUUUACCAUCUUCAAACUACAUCAAUGCUUCCUACUUGGAUGGAGCAGGUUUACGCGAUGAUAUUAUCUUAACACAAACUCCUCUAGCGAGCACAGUGGAUGAUUUUUGGUGUAUGAUUGAGGAGGAGAAGGUUUCAUGCAUUAUUGAUAUGGAGCCAUUUUCCUAUGGUGAAAAUGAAACAUAUCCUAUGUUUGAAGGUUCAUCGGAUGAAGAACGCGAUCAAAUUGAUUUGCAGUCUGAUUAUGCUGAAACAUUACCACUUCGUCGUGGACCAUGGUUAGAUUUUGCUGAUGGACUAAUUCAAAUUUGUCAACUUGGUUCAUUAAUUCCAGUUCGCCUUGAUUCUGUCUCACUGAAGCGUAAUUUUACAAGUGAGAUAUAUAAAAGACGCUUACUUAUACGUCGACGUGAAGUGAAUCGGUCAAAACACUACAAUUAUGAGCAGUUAAACAAUGAGAAAAUCAAAACUCGUGAAGUUAUAAUCUUCCAUUUUGCCGGUGGUUGGAAUGCCAAAAUGAACGUACCCGAUUCACGUAUAUCCAUUGUUUGUCUACUGGAGAAAGUACGCCUUGAACGUGGUACAGGCCCACUGGUAAUUCAUUGUUUAGAUGGAGCUACUCGAAGUGGCCUACUGGCUGUAUGUCAUCUGUUAGCUGAACGUAUGACAAGAGAUCAUUAUGUUGAUUUAUUUCACGUUAUUAAAAUCAUCAAAAUGCGUAGAAGAGCUAUUCUAGCAUCUUCGGAUCAACUUCGUUUCAUUUAUCGUUUUCUUAUUCAAUGGAUAAAAAGUACACUUGCUGAACCUUUAGCCAACUGGACUACACGACAAUCUGGUGUAACAAAUAUAUCAUCCUCUGGUGAUUGGAAACAAUGGCAGUGGCCUCAACUUGUUGGUCAUUUACCGCCAGAUUCACGUGUUGGUAUAUUUUUACAUUCUCAACUUCCAGCAUUCGGAGCAGAUCAAUCAAGUACUACCUUGAUCACGGAUAAAUCUAUCAUCAAAUCGAAUCACUUCAUAUUAGAUACAAGUAACAGUAAUCGUGGUGGAGAUUCACAAUCGAUAAAUACCGGUGAAGAGUAUAGUACAACAAAUGUGUCCAAAAUGAUGUCAACUUUAUAUCGUUACUUUAAUGAUGAAUUAUUAGCCAGUCAAAAUCCUGGCUAUUACACAAAUUCUGUACCCAACAUAGUUGCCAGUAGUAAUAAUCCUUAUUGUUAUUAA